Leucoraja erinaceus (little skate) is the source of this 1471-nucleotide messenger RNA. RefSeq names its product coagulation factor V-like. The record is from RefSeq and is a predicted model, not a curated record. NCBI's taxonomy places the organism in Eukaryota, Metazoa, Chordata, Chondrichthyes, Rajiformes, Rajidae. Bases 236 to 1471 code for a protein of 411 amino acids. The transcript is spliced from 2 exons.
ACUUCCUUGGGGAACGACACUGAACCAUUCAACAGGUAGAGCAGGUCACCCAGAGCUGAACAAGGCGAGCGCCAAUCCCCAGCCUCGGCGAGCUAAGUUUGCAACUUGUUACCUAAGCCUGGACUGAGAAAAAUACUGCCUCUUCGAACAGGACCUGCUGACUUGCACAACUUUGGAGGAGAAAACAGGAGGACCUUGAUGGGCCGAUGGGCCCGUUCCCGUGCUAUAUGAUUCUAUGUCGCCUGGAAUAUCAGCCUGCAUUGCAACAAAUAAGUGUGAGCAAUGGUGUUGGUAUCUGAUACAAACCUGUAGCAAGAAUUAUUCCCACUUCCUCUGCUUCUGCCCUUGUUUUGUCUCCAUUCCAGAUCCCUCCCUUCCUGCCCUCUCUGCUCUCCUCCCUCCACUGCCUUCCUUGCCAUGCAGUUUUUCUCUGCUCCCCUGUCCUUUUGCACACAAUCUUCCCCUUCACCCGUUUCCCCUCUCUCUUCACCAUCUCCAUCCCUUUCCGUCUCCCCAUUGCCAUUUCCUGAUCUUCUCAAUCCCAUUUCCUCACACUGGAUCCUCUUUCCUCUUGCCCUACACCUUUGCUCAUUUGCCUCCAUCUUGCUCCAUUUCACGGAGUCUCCUAUCUCUUCCUCUACCAUACUUCUCUACAUUUUCACUCCCUCGUCCCCAUCUCUCUUUCUCUCAUCCAUCUUUAUACCCCUCUCUCUCUCUCUCCCUUUUCUCCUUCUCCCUCACUCCUUUUCCUCUCAUCUCUCCCUCAUUUUCCAUCUCUCUCUCAUCUCCCGCCACCCUUCUCACUCCUCCUUUCUCUCUAAUUUCUAAUUUUCUCUCUCCCCAUCUCAUCUCUCACCUUUCUCUCUAUCUUUUACCUCUCGCCCCCUCCUCCCAAUACCACACUUCUUUCUCCCAUUUCUCCCUCUCCCACCUCAGCUCGCUCACUCCCACCUCUUUCUAUCUUUCUCUCUCUCUCUCUCAUAGCUCCCCCCUUGCUCUCUCUCCCUGUCUCACACAUUAUCUCUCCCUCGUACUCUCUCUCACACACUCACUUUCUCCCUCUCUCUCACACACAUCUCUCUCCCCGCCUCUCCUCUCUCCUCCAUUCUCCCCGUUUCUCUCCCUCUCACAUCUCCUCUCACGUCUCCUCGCUUUCUUUCUUUCUCUCAUACUCUUUUACACUCUCUCUCUCUCUCACGCACACAUAUCAUCCUCUCUCUCCCACUCUUAUUCUCAUUCUCCCUCUCUUUCACACACAAGUCUAAAGCAUCUAGAAACACUGCUACUCGCUUCACUUCCAGACCACUCUCACUUUCACCUCAGUGACAAGUCCCUCAACCAAUCGGUCGUGCAAGUUGUGUUGGGACGUUAUCUGGCUUUGGUGUUGUCGACGAGGCUGCCACUCACCCGGCAAGGACUGUUGUGCUGUGCAGCGGCAACAGGAACAGUGUGGUGUAGCUCUGUGGUUUAA